Molecule: messenger RNA, 822 nt
Organism: Solanum tuberosum (potato)
Lineage: Eukaryota; Viridiplantae; Streptophyta; Magnoliopsida; Solanales; Solanaceae
Product: F-box-like/WD repeat-containing protein TBL1XR1
Exons: 9
Coding region: 1-822 (273 amino acids)
Biological process (GO): regulation of transcription by RNA polymerase II
Cellular component (GO): histone deacetylase complex
Molecular function (GO): transcription corepressor activity; protein binding
Source: RefSeq, a predicted model, not a curated record
AUGAAAAACUCAUGGUCAAAUUCUUUGAAGUGGUCGGGAGACUCUACUGCUAGAAUUUGGACUAUUGGAGAUGGUCCAUGUAAUUCUACUAUCCAAAGGAGAACUCCAAAUGUUUUGGUUUUGAAGCCUUUGGAAAGUCGAGCAACUAAGGAACACAAGGAUGUUACAACACUUGAUUGGAAUAGUGAGGGAACCCUACUUGCAACAGGUUCUUACGAAGGCAAAGUCAGAAUAUGGAACCGAUAUGGGGAAUUGGUUAGAAAUCUUAACAAUCAUUGUUGUCCAAUCUUAUCUUUGAAGUGGAACAAGAUAGGUGAUUAUCUACUUAGCGGUAGUGUUGAUAGAACUGCCGUUGUUUGGAAUGUACAGUCUGGCAAACCGAAGCAGCAAUUUGAAUUUCCUUCAGUUGUACUUGAUGCUGAUUGGCAAAACAACGAUUCUUUUGCGGUCGGUUCCAUUGAUAACAUGAUUUACAUUUGUAAAGUUGGGGAGAAUCGACCAGUCAAAAGAUUCUCAGGACAUAAGAAUGAAGUCAAUGCUGUCAAGUGGGACCCCUCAGGUUCCUUGCUGGCUUCAUGCUCUGAUGAUACCACAGUUAAGAUAUGGAGCAUGGAACAAGAUGUCUGCUUGCAUGAUUUCAGAGAACAUUGCAAAGAGACAUAUACCAUCAAAUGGAGCUCAACUGGCGCUGGUACAAGCAAUCCAAAUCAACAAUUGUUGCUGGCAAGGCGAUUUGGUCAGGAUAGGAAUCUUGGAUUACAAAUUAACCCCUUUUAUAUAUUUUCCCUUUCGUUCUUCAUCAUCCUCUCCCUGGAUCCGUGA